GGGGAUCAUGGGAAGUGUAGUGGAUGAUUUUCAGGGCAGCGCUUUCCUCUGUUCAGCGGGGCAGAUGUGGAAGACUACAAUCCCAACGGCGCUGGUUUUGCUGUCUUUGGCUCAGUUUCUGUCGACGUGGGAAAAGCGGCGCAAGAGCAAACAACACUCAAAUCUUAUGGGUGUAUGCGCUUGAGAUGAUACGAGUGUCAUGCGAGAGGACGCGUGUCUCUGAAAACAGAUUCCAGCAUGUGGCUCAAACCCGAGGAGGUGCUUCUCAAAAACGCUCUGAAAUUAUGGGUGACGGAGAAAUCCAGCGAUUACUUUGUACUGCAGCGCAGACGCGGAUACGGAGAAGACAGCGGCGGAUUGACAGGCCUGCUGGUUGGAACUUUGGACACAGUUUUUGACUCCACAGCCAAAGUCGCCCCGUUUCGCAUUUUACACCAGACGCCCGACUCUCAGGUGUACUGGAGCAUUGCCUGUGGUGAGAGAGAUGCUGCACACCGUGUUAAUGUGUAUGUGAAGGCUCAGACUUCUAUAAUGUGUGUGUGUGUGUGUGCAGGAGCAUCUUCAGAGGAGAUCUCACAGCACUGGGACUGGCUGCAGCAGAACAUCAUCAGAACUCUCUCUGUGUUCGAUUCUGGUGAAGACAUCACCAGUUUUGUCCAGGGAAAGAUACGGGGUCUGAUAGCAGAGGAGGGCACAUCAGCCGGUGACGAGGAGGAUCCCGAACGCUUCCGGGAGGCUGUGCUGCGCUUUGAACAUCUGUUCGGUUUGCCUCAGAGAGAGAAGCUUGUGACGUAUUUCUCUUGCAGCUACUGGAGAGGACGAGUGCCACACCAGGGCUGGAUCUACCUCAGCACCAACUUCCUGUGUUUCUACUCCUAUAUGCUGGGAAAUGAGGUGAAACUGGUGUAUCCCUGGGACGAGGUGAGCCGCCUGGAACGUACGUCAAAUGUGUUGUUGGCAGAGAGCAUCCGUGUGUGUGUGCGUGGAGAGGAUCAUUACUUCUCAAUGCUUCUGAGACUCCAGCAGACAUACCUGAUAAUGCAGCAGCUGGCCGAAUACGCCAUUGUGCGCUUCUUCGACAAAGAAACAUUUAAUGCUGAACAUCCACUAGCCAACCCUCUUCACAUCAUGCAGAGGGCUCUGGAAAUCCAUGCACGCAAUCAGUCAUUUCGAGCAUUUUUCCGGUUGCCGCAGGAGGAGAAUCUUUGUGAAGUGCAUGAGAGUUUCCUCUGGGUUCCAUUCAGCCAUGUAAAUACGCUUGGAAAAAUUUGUGUCUCUGAGAACUAUCUGUGCUUUGCAAGUCAAGAUGGGUCUCAGUGCCAUCUCAUAAUCCCUCUAUGGGAGGUGUUUAGUGUGGAGCUGCCAGAUCGUGGUAGUCGUGCCCUGUCUGUGUGUCUUCGUGGCAAGAGAGCUUUGCGUUUUUCUGAGGUUCGGGAUUUUGAGCGACUUGCUGCCACCAUCCGCAGAAAGUGUGGGACAGCAGGAAGCCCUCAACACUACAUCAACAAUCCGGAUGAGGAGGGUGUUAUGGUGGGGCAAAGUCAAGCCGUCAGCACUGAAGCUCUUAUGAACGUCUUUCAUCCGCAUGAUGCAGAAAACCUUGACCCCAAAAUGCUGAAAGAACGAAUGAAGGAGCAGUCGUGGCAGAUCCAUUUUGCUGAAUACGGCCGUGGAUCUGGAAUGUUUUGCACCAAAAAAACACGGGAUCUCAUUGUACGAGGAGUUCCAGAGACUCUCAGAGGAGAACUGUGGAUGCUCUUCUCAGGUGCAGUUCAUGACAUGACCUCUCAUCCCGGAUACUAUGGACGGCUUUUGGAGGAGUGUAUGGGCAGCAGCUCGCUUGCAUGUGAUGAGAUUGAGAGAGAUCUGCAUCGCUCACUCCCAGAACACCCAGCAUUCCAGAGUGACACAGGAAUCUCGGCUCUUCGACGCGUCUUGACUGCCUACGCUCAUCGGAACCCCAAAAUCGGCUACUGCCAGGCGAUGAAUAUCCUGACGUCUGUGUUGCUGCUGUAUGCUAAAGAAGAAGAGGCUUUCUGGCUGCUGGUUGCUGUGUGUGAACGAAUGCUGCCAGACUACUUCAACCGUAGAAUUAUUGGAGCCCUGGUGGACCAGGCUGUGUUCGAGGAACUGAUCCGUGAGCAUCUUACCCAGCUGACCGAACAUAUGACGGACCUGUCAUUCUUCUCGUCAGUGUCGUUGUCAUGGUUCCUGACUCUCUUCAUCAGCGUACUGCCAAUAGAGAGCGCUGUGAAUGUUGUCGACUGCUUCUUUUAUGAUGGUAUCAAAGCCAUCCUGCAGCUUGGCCUUGCUGUCCUUGACUACAAUAUGGAUAGUCUUCUUUGUUGCACUGAUGACGCAGAAGCUGUCACAGUCCUCAACAGGUUUUUUGACAGUGUCACAAAUAAAGACAGUCCCCUGCCAGCUACUGUACAGCAGGCAUCUGCAGCAGCCAAUGACAAAACAAUACAAAAGGUUGACAUCAGCGAUCUCAUUAAAGAGGCAUACGAGAAAUAUGGAAGCAUUCGAACAGAGGAAGUGGAAAACAUGCGGAAGAGGAACAAGCUUUAUGUCAUCCAAACACUAGAAGACACAACAAAACAAAAUGUACUGCGUGUUGUUGCUCAAGAUGUGAAAUUCAGUGCUGCUCAUCUGGAUGAGCUCUACAUGCUUUUUAAGAGGCAGCACUUUGUGAGCUGUUACUGGUCAGUAUGUAGUCCUGCCCUGCAGAACCAUGACCCCAGCCUGCCAUAUCUGGACCAGUAUCUGCUGGAUCAGUCCCAGUUUAGUAGCCUGUUUGCCCUCCUGCAGCCGUGGACCACACACACGCAUGUGCGCUCACUGGCACGAUCAGCCUUCCGGCUUCUGGACGCGAAUGGAGACGGACUUGUGAACUUCAAAGAAUUCAUAUGCGGCCUGGAUAUCCUAUACAACAGAUCUUUCACAGAAAAACUAAAAUUUCUCUUCAAACUGCACCUUCAACCAGGGACCCAGGAGUGUAAGAUUUUACCGUCAUCUAGAUUUUUUCCUCCGGCUGAAGAUCACUCUUUCUCUACUCGUCUUUCUGACUCUGCAGAGGAUGGAGUGAUCAGAAAAUGUCCAGAGAGAGGUCGUGCUAAAGUAGAUCUGCAGGAAUAUCUGAAACAGUGGCAGGAAGAUUUGCAACGGAGAGAGGAGAAUAUCAAAGAUCUGCCCAGAAUUAAUCAGGUGCAGUUUAUUGGUUUGACGAAGACUCUGUAUGGGGUGUUCCAUGGCACCGAGGAGGAGGAGAGUCUGUACCGCGCUGUGACGCGAGUGACCAGUCUUCUGCUGCGCAUGGAGGAGGUAGGGCGGAAGCUACAGGAGAGCAGCCUGCAGAAAAUGCCUCAAAGUACACCCACCAGCACGGAUCAGCCAGAGACCUCCCCAACAUUACCCACCAGCCCUGAGACCAAAACCCUCACUGAGGGUGAAGGCGACCAACCCGAGUCUCUGGCCAGUCCACAAGAAACUGCCCCAUCCCACACUGACAUUACCCCAACCUCAACCUCACGUCCUUCCACUCCCACCAGCAGUCCCACCGGAACCAGCAGCCCCGUGUUGGACACGCCAACAGACACCCCCAGCUCGCCCUCUGCGGUCAGAGAUGGGGACUGGAGUUUCUCCUUCGAGCAGAUUCUUGCAUCUCUUCUGAAUGAACCGUCUGUCGUUCGCUUCUUCGAACGGGCCGUUGACACAGAUUCUCUGAUCGCACACGCAUGCAAAAACCAGCUUAAAGUUGCACACUAACACACUAUAUCAGAGCAAUCACAGCAAAACACUGCCCUAAAAGCCAUAAACCCUCUCCCUUCCUCUUCCCUUUUUCUGUGCGACUGUGUGUACAGGUCCGUGUUUGUGAAACACUCAUAUCCGUUACAGAUGAGGAAAUUGUUUUAUUUAUAUACAGAUGCACAUAUGCAGGACAAUUACAAGAUCAAAGCCACCCCCCCCAAAAAUAA
Carassius carassius (crucian carp) is the source of this 3977-nucleotide messenger RNA. RefSeq names its product TBC1 domain family member 8B-like. The coding region runs from base 238 to 3768 and encodes 1176 amino acids. NCBI's taxonomy places the organism in Eukaryota, Metazoa, Chordata, Actinopteri, Cypriniformes, Cyprinidae. The transcript is spliced from 20 exons. The record is from RefSeq and is a predicted model, not a curated record. Gene Ontology annotation, molecular function: calcium ion binding.